AUGGCGGAGCCCGCGCAGAAGAAGGCCCGCACCACGCGCACCUUCCUGUUCUCCUCAGAGUCUGUGAACGAAGGUCCCAUCUGCGACCAAGUCUCGGAUGCUGUCCUGGAUGCCUGCCUGAAGGUGGACCCCAAGAGCAAGGUGGCCUGCGAGACCGCGACCAAGGACAACAUGGUCAUGGUGGCUGGGGAGAUUACCACCGGAGCCAAGCUCGACUACGACAAGGCAAGGCAGUUGCAGUAUGUUUCCAGCGGUGACCAGCCACAGGUGGUGCGCGGAGUUGUGGCGCAGAUCGGCUUCGACAGCUUUGUGGACGACCUGUCCAGCGUGGACAGCAAGGGUUUGAGCCACAAGACCUGCAGCUCGGCGUGGCCAGUCACAAGCGAGGUCCUGGUGCGCAUCAACAAGCAGAGCCCGGACAUUGCCGGGGGAGUGCACGUGGGCAAGGAUGAGAUGGAUGUGGGCGCCGGAGAUCAGGGCAUCAUGUUCGGCUAUGCCAGCGACGAGACGUCCGAUUGCAUGCCCCUGACCCACUCCAUGGCCACUCGCCUCGGCAAGACCCUGACCGACGUGCGCAAGAGCGGCGAGUGCUGGUGGCUGCGACCUGACGGCAAGACGCAGGUGACCAUCGAGUACAUGCAGCACCCAGAUGGCUCUGUGGAGCCGAAGAAGAUCCACACCGUUGUCAUCUCCACGCAGCAUGCAGAGCCGUCCAAGGCCAAGCGUACACAGGAGUGUGCUGGCUACAGUGGUGCGGAGAUGGUCGCACCCAGCAUGGAGCAGAUGAACAAGGAGAUCGAGGAGAAGGUCAUCAAGCGAACGCUUCAGUCCAUCAAAUUGAAGAACGGCCAGCCCGCCAUCAGCCUUUAUGGCAGCCACACGCACCUGCACAUCAAUCCGUCGGGCAAGUUCAUCAUCGGUGGUCCUCAGGGCGAUGCGGGCCUUACUGGCCGCAAGAUCAUCAUUGAGACGGCUGCCUACUGCCACUUUGGCCGUGAGCCUGUCACCAAAGAUGGCAUCAAGUUCUUCGAGUGGGAGAACCCGAAGAACUUGGGCAAGUACAAGAGCAUGAGCACGGCUCAGGCGACCCAGAAACUGGGCCCGCCCCCCUCCAUUUGCCAGACCACUGCAGCGCGCGAUGCCACAGGAAUGCAUGCUCGUUGCUCGUGCAUGCCUGCUUACGCUUGCCUCGCAGCCUGUUUUACCAUUUUUGUGCGCCUUAGUCCACUUGCCUCCCACGCAGCCAUGGCGGAGCCCGCGCAGAAGAAGGCCCGCACCACGCGCACCUUCCUGUUCUCCUCAGAGUCUGUGAACGAAGGCCACCCGGACAAGAUCUGCGACCAAGUCUCGGAUGCUGUCCUGGAUGCCUGCCUGAAGGUGGACCCCAAGAGCAAGGUGGCCUGCGAGACCGCGACCAAGGACAACAUGGUCAUGGUGGCUGGGGAGAUUACCACCGGAGCCAAGCUCGACUACGACAAGGCAAGGCAGUUGCAGUAUGUUUCCAGCGGUGACCAGCCACAGGUGGUGCGCGGAGUUGUGGCGCAGAUCGGCUUCGACAGCUUUGUGGACGACCUGUCCAGCGUGGACAGCAAGGGUUUGAGCCACAAGACCUGCAGCUCGGCGUGGCCAGUCACAAGCGAGGUCCUGGUGCGCAUCAACAAGCAGAGCCCGGACAUUGCCGGGGGAGUGCACGUGGGCAAGGAUGAGAUGGAUGUGGGCGCCGGAGAUCAGGGCAUCAUGUUCGGCUAUGCCAGCGACGAGACGUCCGAUUGCAUGCCCCUGACCCACUCCAUGGCCACUCGCCUCGGCAAGACCUUGACCGACGUGCGCAAGAGCGGCGAGUGCUGGUGGCUGCGACCUGACGGCAAGACGCAGGUGACCAUCGAGUACAUGCAGCACCCAGAUGGCUCUGUGGAGCCGAAGAAGAUCCACACCGUUGUCAUCUCCACGCAGCAUGCAGAGCCGUCCAAGGCCAAGCGUACACAGGAGUGUGCUGGCUACAGUGGUGCGGAGAUGGUCGCACCCAGCAUGGAGCAGAUGAACAAGGAGAUCGAGGAGAAGGUCAUCAAGCGAACGCUUCAGUCCAUCAAAUUGAAGAACGGACAGCCCGCCAUCAGCCUUUAUGGCAGCCACACGCACCUGCACAUCAAUCCGUCGGGCAAGUUCAUCAUCGGUGGUCCUCAGGGCGAUGCGGGCCUUACUGGCCGCAAGAUCAUCAUUGUGCCUGGGUCGGCAGUUGUUGCAGCUAGGCAUGAGACGGCUGCCUACUGCCACUUUGGCCGUGAGCCUGUCACCAAAGAUGGCAUCAAGUUCUUCGAGUGGGAGAACCCGAAGAACUUGGGCAAGUACAAGAGCAUGAGCACGGCUCAGGCGACCCAGAAACUGGGCCCGCCCCCCUCCAUUUGCCAGACCACUGCAGCGCGCGAUGCCACAGGAUCCGCCAGGCCAAGUGCCGGCGCGCUUGUGGCGGAAUGCAUGCUCGUUGCUCGUGCAUGCCUGCUUACGCUUGCCUCGCAGCCUGUUUUACCAUUUUUGUGCGCCUUAGUCCACUUGCCUCCCACCUCAGCCAUGGCGGAGCCCGCGCAGAAGAAGGCCCGCACCACGCGCACCUUCCUGUUCUCCUCAGAGUCUGUGAACGAAGGCCACCCGGACAAGAUCUGCGACCAAGUCUCGGAUGCUGUCCUGGAUGCCUGCCUGAAGGUGGACCCCAAGAGCAAGGUGGCCUGCGAGACCGCGACCAAGGACAACAUGGUCAUGGUGGCUGGGGAGAUUACCACCGGAGCCAAGCUCGACUACGACAAGGUGGUGCGCGGAGUUGUGGCGCAGAUCGGCUUCGACAGCUUUGUGGACGACCUGUCCAGCGUGGACAGCAAGGGUUUGAGCCACAAGACCUGCGAGGUCCUGGUGCGCAUCAACAAGCAGAGCCCGGACAUUGCCGGGGGAGUGCACGUGGGCAAGGAUGAGAUGGAUGUGGGCGCCGGAGAUCAGGGCAUCAUGUUCGGCUAUGCCAGCGACGAGACGUCCGAUUGCAUGCCCCUGACCCACUCCAUGGCCACUCGCCUCGGCAAGACCUUGACCGACGUGCGCAAGAGCGGCGAGUGCUGGUGGCUGCGACCUGACGGCAAGACGCAGGUGACCAUCGAGUACAUGCAGCACCCAGAUGGCUCUGUGGAGCCGAAGAAGAUCCACACCGUUGUCAUCUCCACGCAGCAUGCAGAGCCGUCCAAGGCCAAGCGUACACAGGAGUGUGCUGGCUACAGUGGUGCGGAGAUGGUCGCACCCAGCAUGGAGCAGAUGAACAAGGAGAUCGAGGAGAAGGUCAUCAAGCGAACGCUUCAGUCGAUCAAGUUGAAGAACGGCCAGCCCGCCAUCAGCCUUUAUGGCAGCCACACGCACCUGCACAUCAAUCCGUCGGGCAAGUUCAUCAUCGGUGGUCCUCAGGGCGAUGCGGGCCUUACUGGCCGCAAGAUCAUCAUUGUGCCUGGGUCGGCAGUUGUUGCAGCUAGGCAUGAGACGGCUGCCUACUGCCACUUUGGCCGUGAGCCUGUCACCAAAGAUGGCAUCAAGUUCUUCGAGUGGGAGAACCCGAAGAACUUGGGCAAGUACAAGAACAUGAGCACGGCUCAGGCGACCCAGAAACUGGGUCCGCCUCCCUCCAUUUGCCAGACCACUGCAGCUCGCGAUACCACAGGAAUGCAUGCUCGUUGCUCGUGCAUGCCUGCUUACGCUUGCCUCGCAGCCUGUUUUACCAUUUUUGUGCGCCUUAGUCCACUUGCCUCCCACGCAGCCAUGGCGGAGCCCGCGCAGAAGAAGGCCCGCACCACGCGCACCUUCCUGUUCUCCUCAGAGUCUGUGAACGAAGGCCACCCGGACAAGAUCUGCGACCAAGUCUCGGAUGCUGUCCUGGAUGCCUGCCUGAAGGUGGACCCCAAGAGCAAGGUGGCCUGCGAGACCGCGACCAAGGACAACAUGGUCAUGGUGGCUGGGGAGAUUACCACCGGAGCCAAGCUCGACUACGACAAGGUGGUGCGCGGAGUUGUGGCGCAGAUCGGCUUCGACAGCUUUGUGGACGACCUGUCCAGCGUGGACAGCAAGGGUUUGAGCCACAAGACCUGCGAGGUCCUGGUGCGCAUCAACAAGCAGAGCCCGGACAUUGCCGGGGGAGUGCACGUGGGCAAGGAUGAGAUGGAUGUGGGCGCCGGAGAUCAGGGCAUCAUGUUCGGCUAUGCCAGCGACGAGACGUCCGAUUGCAUGCCCCUGACCCACUCCAUGGCCACUCGCCUCGGCAAGACCUUGACCGACGUGCGCAAGAGCGGCGAGUGCUGGUGGCUGCGACCUGACGGCAAGACGCAGGUGACCAUCGAGUACAUGCAGCACCCAGAUGGCUCUGUGGAGCCGAAGAAGAUCCACACCGUUGUCAUCUCCACGCAGCAUGCAGAGCCGUCCAAGGCCAAGCGUACACAGGAGUGUGCUGGCUACAGUGGUGCGGAGAUGGUCGCACCCAGCAUGGAGCAGAUGAACAAGGAGAUCGAGGAGAAGGUCAUCAAGCGAACGCUUCAGUCGAUCAAGUUGAAGAACGGCCAGCCCGCCAUCAGCCUUUAUGGCAGCCACACGCACCUGCACAUCAAUCCGUCGGGCAAGUUCAUCAUCGGUGGUCCUCAGGGCGAUGCGGGCCUUACUGGCCGCAAGAUCAUCAUUGACACCUACGGAGGCUGGGGAGCCCACGGCGGCGGUGCCUUCUCUGGCAAGGACCCCACCAAGGUGGACCGAUCAGCCGCCUACAUCUGCCGGCAGAUGGCCAAGUCCGUGGUCAGCAGCGGCCUGAGCGCGCGCUGCCUGGUGCAGCUGUCGUACGCCAUCGGCGUGGCCAAGCCCCUGUCCCUGUUCGUGGAGACCUACGGCAGCGAGAAGGGCGACCUGACUGUGGACGACAUCACGAAGGUGUUGAAGAUUGAGUUCGACUGCCGUCCGGGGGCCAUCGCGCAGUCCUUGGCCCUGCGUGAGCCAAAGUACCAGGAGACGGCUGCCUACUGCCACUUUGGCCGUGAGCCUGUCACCAAAGAUGGCAUCAAGUUCUUCGAGUGGGAGAACCCGAAGAACUUGGGCAAGUACAAGAGCAUGAGCACGGCUCAGGUGGAUGCCGCCUUGAAGAGCAGCACGUACCUCACAAAGUGGGUGGACUAA
Messenger RNA from Symbiodinium natans, 5184 nucleotides. Lineage: Eukaryota; Dinophyceae; Suessiales; Symbiodiniaceae. The record is from the annotation of a GenBank genome assembly.